CCCAGCUAUCAUGACCCUGCCGUUUGCUGCAAACAUUGAUAUUAGAGAUACUGUUAAGUACAAAGAAGUCAUGAAACAGUUCAACCUUGGCCCUAAUGGUGGAAUUUUGACUUCCCUUAACUUGUUUGCUACCAAGUUUGACGAGGUAGUCUCUGUUAUUGAGAGGCGAGCAGAUCAACUUGACUAUGUUCUUGUGGAUACGCCUGGGCAGAUCGAGAUAUUCACCUGGUCUGCUUCUGGUGCUAUUAUUACAGAAGCAUUUGCCUCCACAUUUCCCACUGUAGUCACCUAUGUUGUUGAUACACCUCGUUCAGAAAAUCCCACCACUUUCAUGAGCAACAUGCUUUAUGCUUGUAGUAUCCUCUAUAGGACUAGGUUACCUCUUAUCUUGGCUUUCAACAAGGUUGAUGUAGCUCAGCAUGAAUUUGCCUUGGAGGAAUUUGGCAUCAACAGGAUUUUCUGGAACACUUUCUCCCUGAAUUGCCAAAUUGAAAUACUUGGUUUGCUUGUAUGUUGUUACUGUCAUAGAUUCACAUUUUUUUUAUGAGAUUUGAUAAUUUUGAUAUUGUACGAAUCCAAGAAUCAGAUUACCAUAGCUUAUCUCAAGUACAUUUUCCUGUAUGCUAUAAAUGUUAUUGUUUAUAUCUCAAGUACAUUCCCAAUGCCACUCUUUUCAAUUCCAAUAU
Molecule: messenger RNA, 686 nt
Organism: Arachis ipaensis
Lineage: Eukaryota; Viridiplantae; Streptophyta; Magnoliopsida; Fabales; Fabaceae
Source: RefSeq, a predicted model, not a curated record